Gastrolobium bilobum is the source of this 417-nucleotide messenger RNA. RefSeq lists its product as uncharacterized. The coding region runs from base 1 to 417 and encodes 138 amino acids. The transcript has a single exon. The record is from RefSeq and is a predicted model, not a curated record. Lineage: Eukaryota; Viridiplantae; Streptophyta; Magnoliopsida; Fabales; Fabaceae.
AUGCCAAAUUAUGCCAAGUUCAUGAAGGAUCUAUUGUCUAGGAAACAUAAGCUGCAAGAAUGCAAGACUGUGACACUCACUGAAGAGUGUAGUGCAAUAAUACAUAAUAAGUUUCCUCCUAAGCGUCAUGAUCCAGGGAGCUUCACUAUUCCAAUUGCUAUUGGUAACACUAAUGUUGGCAAAGCUUUGUGUGAUCGUGGGGCGAGUAUAAAUUCGAUGCCCUUGUCUGUGUGUAAAUCUUUGGGGAUCUCUAAGCUUAAUCCUACUAAGGUUUCCUUGCAACUUGCUGACAGAUCUUUGAGGAAACCCACUGGUAUAAUUGAAGAAGUCCUUGUGAAAGUGGACAAGUUCAUAUUUCCAGCAGAUUUUGUGGUGUUGGACAUGGAAGAGGGAACUGAAAUGCCUCUUUUGUUAUGA